Chara braunii is the source of this 1859-nucleotide messenger RNA. Lineage: Eukaryota; Viridiplantae; Streptophyta; Charophyceae; Charales; Characeae. The record is from the annotation of a GenBank genome assembly.
GGAGCCACAACUGACAACGCUGUUUUUCAGAUCCGCUCGGGGGUCAAUCUGACCUGCUUUCUCAGUCGUAACGGCAGGGCUUCUCUGCACACACGCGCCCUUCUUUUUCUUUUCCUUUUUCUUUACUUUAGCUAGAACGGCCACGGCCUGGAGACUCCUUCUGCACCACGGCGCAGUGCAUCCACUGCCCGCUUCCUGGUGUCCGUUUGUGCUGUUUGUCGAAGCAGUUCAUUCAGACAUCCUCCGAAGUCCACGUCUCGCUUCUCCAUCGUCCGCUUACCUACGCUUCUUUGGCUCUCCUGUGGUGAAUCGUUAUCCUCCACCCUCCUUCCUGUCCUCUGGCAACGAGUUAUGGGGCUGCGUGUCUCGAGCUCGAUGACGAUACUGACGGUGAUGAUAGGAUUGAUGAUGAUGAUGAUGGGCAUGCCGUUACGGGUGAUAGUGGCAGUCGGAGCAGAUAUGAGCUGGACAGCGCAGCAGAGAGGAGGGAAGUCCGUUGCGGGAGCGGAGAGUGCGUACAAUGAUGAAGUUGGCGAUAUGCAAGGAGCGAGAGAGCUCCAGGCAGAGCCAUCAAGUGCUUUCUCCGUCAUAAACACGACUCUUCUUGGAGCUCCCCGAGUGGUUUUGUCAACUACUCAGCUCUUAGGUCCAACAGCCAAUGACAUUACGUGUUCUCGUUACAUUCAGGAUGUCGUAUUUAGCUCCCAGACGGGGGUGUUCUUCUACUUGCAGCAGGAUUCCUGCUUCAAUUAUACUGCAGGAAAUGGAGUGUUUAGACGGUCGAUUCACAAGUGUGAUAUGCGAGGCAUUGCCAGCUCUGGGCCCGCUCAGGCCAACUCCUCCUUGCUCACUGUACAAUGGACGCACGAUAACGGGAACGGCACAGCGGCAACGCCGGUAAGUGACUUGCCAACCUCUAUGCCGUAUUGGUUGUAUAAGCUCGAUCUGUCGCGGAGCGAGCGCUAUGUCGUUCUGCCCUUAUCGAUCAAAGGUUUGGCAUUCGUCAACACUGCGGAUGGUUCCAGAACCACGUACGAGAUCUCCCACUUCCUGGGUUACACGGGUGCAUUCAAUCCUAACCGCACUAUUUACUAUUUGGGAAAUGUUGGCUGCGUCCUGUACUCCGUCAUGGAUGGGGACUAUCCGGGGAGCUUUGUCAACGAUUUCCGAAGUAAAGCAUGCUAUGGGGACUACGUGUUCGACUUCGGUCAUCGAACUUUUCUCCAAGAUGGGAGCUACCUAUACGCUUGGCACCUCCGUGACAGAACAUUUCUAGGUUUUGACCUCAUUAGUGGAGAGGUGAAUGUGGUAACCGGGAUGCCGAAAAUCCAACAGAUGGCGUUGGGGGAUUUUGUGUUGACACAAGAUGGAUGCAACUUGUUCGUCGUUGUAUUUACUGAUAAUGCUGGGAAGACUAUAAUGCGGGCGGCUUUUGAUAAACCGAGAGGAAAGGUGGUCACAGUCGAGGAUGUGACUACCUAUGCCUCACGAGAUGGCUGGAUCGGGACGGUUGCUCUGGACAAUGACGACAGUCACUUGUACGUGUCGACCUCGGAUGGCCAGCUGUUCGAAUUUCCAAUCGUAGAGGGUUUCCAUGAUGUCGAAGGUCCACUGGUCAUGGAACCGCGGGGCCUUGCGAAGGCUGUGAGGCAUCCGCAAGGGGAAGGAGAAUGGAAGGUCAGGCACCACACUGUCGACAAAGGACUUGGCGUGAUUGUCGCCAAGUGUGACAGUGACAGUGGAAGGGUAGGGGGAUGUGUAGAGAGAUGCCUCCUUAACUACCCGAGGAUGGAUGAAGUCGCCAGKAGAGCCAGAAUCCCAUAAUGCGCGGUACACUCUAGUAGAAGUCCCAAGACGCA